Messenger RNA from Drechmeria coniospora, 1704 nucleotides. RefSeq lists its product as uncharacterized. Lineage: Eukaryota; Fungi; Ascomycota; Sordariomycetes; Hypocreales; Ophiocordycipitaceae. The transcript is spliced from 2 exons. Bases 1 to 1704 code for a protein of 567 amino acids. The record is from RefSeq and is a predicted model, not a curated record.
AUGCAACUGGCGCUAGUACUGUCAUCCACCGCACUGCAAGACCCAAAACUACAUUCGCGGGGCUGGGGCCAGCACGUGACAGCUGCUGUACGCCGAGCGUAUUGUGUAGAGCAUCCCGUUAAUCGACGCGACGAAGGUCGGUUGCUCAAUCAGCAUCAAAUGCCGUCACCAUGCACAUCACUUCCGUUACUGACCGGCAGAAUAACGCUGUCGGAAGCACUAGAAGAAGAAGAUAAUAUCUUGGGAAAGCUGACGUACCCCGAGAAGCGGUUGAACUUCUGCAGCCACCUCCACGUCCAUGCCAAGGAGAUUGAAACCAUCGUAUCACAUCACCUCCACGUUCCCGGAGAGACUUGCCGGGUCCCGUGGGUCGACGAAUGGAUCCACGGCAGUUUCAACGUCUGCAUACCUGUCUACGUCAAUGGCGAGAAAAGCGUCAUCAUCCGGUUUCCCUUGCCGUACAAGGUUGGUGAAGCUACCAGUCCAGGCAAUGUCGAGGAGAAACUCCGCUGCGAGGUGGCGACGUACGCUUGGGUGCAAUCCCACUGCCCGUCCAUCCCAACGGCCAAGCUUUGGGGCUUCGGCUUCCCUAAUGGCCCAAUUUUUACGUCCCUCGACCGCGCUCCCUUUCUUUCACGGUUGACGUGGUAUAUUCGACGGUCGAUACGAUGGAUGCUCGGCAAGCCUCCCCCUUCUGGCUACGUCAUGCACACGCACAAACUACAGUUCGUGCCCGGAUAUAUGUUGCUCGAUUUUGUGCAUGGACGCAUGCUCUCCGAAACCUGGGAUACACUUCGUGAGGAUGACGAGAGACGAAGGACUCUCUAUCGACACAUAUCCCAGACCAUGCUUUCACUGGCUCGAUUUCACUUUCCCCGCAUCGGUUCACUGACGAUGGACAAUCACGGCGUCGUUGGAUUGAGGCAUCGACCGCUGACACUUCAUCUCCACCAACUCGAAAACGAGGGUGUGCCGACCGACAUUCCCCGAGACUCGACAUACACGACAUCGGAUGGAUACGCUCGUGACCUGCUGGCCUGCCAUGACAAUCGAGUGCGCCAUCAACCAAACACCAUCCUGGACUAUGCCGACGGGCAAUCGCAGCUCUCGGCCUUGACCAUGAUGCGCGCCCUUUUGCCGCACUUCACGAACCGGGCGCGACGACAUGGACCUUUCCCCUUGAUGCUCACCGAUCUUCACCCAAGCAACAUCUUUGUGGAUGAGGAUUGGCGUGUGACGUGCUUCAUAGACCUCGAAUGGGCAUGUUCCCGACCGGCCGAGAUGCUGCAUCCACCGCACUGGUUGACCGGUCGAGCCAUCGAUCAACUUUCGGCUGCGCAUUUGGAUGCCUACAGCGAACGACACGACGAGUUCAUGGCCGUGUUUGAAAAGGAAGAGAGGGCCCGCGGUCAUGGCGACGCAGCUUUGGCUGAAAUAAUGCGAACCGGGUGGAAGACAGGCACCUUCUGGUACUUUAGCGCUCUGGACAGUGUCAACGGGCUGUACAACUUAUUCCUCCAACACAUCCAGCCGAUCUACGGAGAAGCGGCGAUGAAAGAUUGGAAGGACUUUGAACGAGUGGUGGCGCCAUACUGGACUGCCGACUCGUUGGAGUUUAUAGAUCAAAAGGUAAGGGAGCGGGAACUCUAUCUGGAGCAGGUAAAGGAAGCGUUCCGACGGAGCGGAGAGGGGGAAUCGACGUAG